GUUAAUUUAAUUUGUUUGAUUCAAAUCAAAUCUCCAUGGAAGCUGCUUUUGGCGCUACCGCGCUUCUUCAUCCCUUUAAAACCCAAAAUCCCUUGCUUUUACCACAAGCUAAGCUACCUGAUAAAGCCAAAUACCCAAGUUUAAAAAGGGUCCGUUCUUGUUCCAUUUCAAGCAUUUCAACUGAUAAAGAGCCGGUUCUUGCUGAAGAUUGGUCCCGUCUUCUCAAACUCUCGAUUGGGUCUGGAAAUUUCUUGUUGGGUCAAGCAAUUCACGCAUUUUUAAUAAAAUCUAACUCUACGAAUGACGCGUUUCAAGGAAAUAAUCUUCUUAAUUUCUAUGCGAAAUUCAAUGAACUGGGUGAUGCCAGAAAGCUGUUCGAUGAAAUUCCUGUUAGAAACACAAUCACUUGGACUACUUUAAUUAAAGGGUAUUUAGACAAUGAAGAUUACAAAUCCGUGUUUGGAAUCACUCACGAUAUGUGUUUCUAUGGCGAGAAGUUCAAUGAGCAUACUUGUUCGGUGAUUUUAGAAGCGUGUAGAGAAGAAGAGGACCUGAUUCGUGGGGGGCAAAUCCAUGGUUUUGUUAUAAAAAGUGGGAUUCAGCAGAAUGUUUUUGUGGGUACUUCUUUGAUUUCUAUGUAUUCAACGAGUGGGUUCUUAAAUGAAGCAGAAAAAGUUUUUGAUAACAUUGGUUUCAAGGAUGUUCAGUGUUUGAAUUAUAUGAUUUUCCAGUAUGGGAAGGCUGGGUGUAUGGAGAAAGCCUUUCGGGUUUUGGUUGAUAUGUUAAGUUCUGGUUUGGAGCCAACUGAUUAUACAUUUACUAAUAUAAUAAGCACAUGUAGUGAAAAUGUAGGUAUUGACGAAGGGAGACAGUUACACGGGCUUGCUGUUAAGUUUGGAGUCGUUAAUGUGACCUCUCUUGGGAAUGCUUUGAUUACUAUGUAUGGGAAGCUCGGAAUGGUUGAAUACAGUGAGAGAAUGUUUUAUUCGAUGAGUGAGAAGAAUUUGAUUUCUUGGACGGCACUUAUAUCGGGGUAUGUAAGAAGUGGUUGUGGUGAAAAUGCUGUUCAUAUGUUCUUGGAAUUACUUGACCAAGGAAUUUAUUGUGAUUCAGGUUGUCUAGUAACUGUGCUUGAUGGCUGCUCAGAGUGCAGAAACUUGGAUUUGGGAGUUCAACUCCAUGCAUUUGUGAUUAAGGUUGGUCAUCUUUGUGAUGGCAAUAUUGUAACUGCAUUAGUAGAUAUGUAUUCCAAAUCUGAUAACCUAACGUCUGCAAAAAUAGUUUUUGAUGGUUUCUCUAAUAAAAAUAUUGCUUUGUUUAAUGCAAUUCUUGUUGGGUUCAUGGUAACAAAAAGAGAUGAUAAUGAAGAUGCCAUGGUUUUGUUUCAUCAGCUGAGAUUAGGCGGUAUAAAGCCCGAUUUGGUCACUUUCUCACGGCUUCUUAGUUUAUCUGCCAAUCAAGCUUGUUUGGUAAAAGGGAAAACUCUUCAUGCUUACACCAUCAAAACGGGAUUUGAAGCUGAGUUAACGGUGAGUAAUGCCUUGAUCACCAUGUAUGCUAAAUGUGGCAGUAUCAAAGAUGCUUGUCAAAUGUUUAAUGGUAUGAAUGGCCAUGAUUCAGUUUCUUGGAAUGCCAUGGUUUCUGCAUAUUCCAUUCACGGUCAAGGUAAAAUGGCACUUCUUCUCUUCAAAGAGAUGAAAAGCGAAGGUAUUGCACCUGAUGAGAUUACUACAUUGGCUAUCCUUCAAGCUUGUAGUUACAAUGGGUUAUGGCAGGAUGGGAUAUGCUUAUUCAAUGAAAUGGAAUCAAAUUAUGGGAUCAGGCCAGUAAUUGAGCAUUUUGCUUGUAUGGUUGAUCUUUUAGGGAGGGCAGGACGGUUGCCUGAAGCCAUGAAUUUUAUUAACAACAGUCCUUUUCCAGAUUCGCCUCUACUAUGGAGGACAUUGGUCAGUGUCUGUAAGUUGCAAGGGGAUUUGGGUUUUGGCAUGUUAGCUUCAAAAAAAUUGCUAGACUUGUCGCCUGCAGAAGCUGGCUCCUACAUACUUGUUUCAAACACGUAUGCUGGAUCAGGAAUGUUAGAUGAGGCAGCAAAAGUCAGAACAGCUAUGAAUGACUUGAAUUUAAGUAAAGUAGCAGGUUGUAGCUGGAUAGAAAUUGAUAAUAAGGUCCAUUGUUUUGUGGCAAGUGACAAUGACCAUCCAGAAAGUAGAGAGAUUUAUGCAAAGUUGGAUCUAUUAAUGGAUGAAAUCAGGUGGAAGAAUUGUGAUACCAAGAAUGCUCAUUUCAUUGGAGAAAUUGUAUAGGUAUAACUAAAGCUACAAACUUGCUUAACUUCUUGCAGUUGGAAAGCCUGCAAUUUUACCACUUAAUUAUGGUGAGGCCCAUAUUGUACUAAAGUUCAUAAGAAAGGAUCAAACCUGCUGGAUUAAGCAAAGGGGAAACUUGGAUUAGUGGUUAUAGUGAUGGAAUAUUCUUCAAUCUGCAAAUGUCGUAAUCUGUCUUGAGUGAGAUACAAUAGUGGAUCAUAUAUUACACCUUUUGUACGAGGGAUCGAGUAUUUCAGCUCCAAAUGUUUGCAUAGGCAUAUUGACAUCUUUUUCCCUCAAACUAUGAAACAUAUAAUUUUAGUCCAUUUUUAUUAGAAUCCAUUUGACCCCCAACACUUUUAUUUUUAUCAAAUUAACCUGAUUUAGACGGAACGUUCACCAACGAUUCCGUUCGAAUUGCCACUUGAAUUAUCCCUUAGGUAACACAUCUGCAUCCAGUGACACGUGUCAAUCCACAUGGCUAGUAAAAGCCGCGUGGUUGAUUACGAUGGCAGCCCAGCUCAAUACUGGGUAUAACAAAAAAAAAAUUCUUCAAAAUUAAUACCCGACCUUAAAAAACCCAUUUUACCUUGACUUUCUGUUCAGACAAAAACCCCACAGCUUCAUGUGUUGCCUAUGCUCAUCUGGUUCUUGCCCAGAACCCAAGUCAUGGCAUGGAACGACAGUCAAUAGUUUCAGCUCUCCCCACCAAAGAAACUUAUGGUUUACUUUAAAGGCAUGAAAGUGAGAUGAUUGAAGGUUGUUUCUAUAAAGAAACUUUUGGUUGUGUUUGGCUUUUAGAUGCCUUGGGGUUUGAAGAAGAGGCAAAGUCGAUGUCGAUUGUGAGGGAGAGUCAAAAUGCAUGCAUAUGACUUGUUGCCUAGUUUCUACUAUUAAACAGUUUAAACCCAAAUGACAUAAAAUGAAAAAUAUGACUCAAGGGAAGCAGUAAUGGGAUCCAAGCUGCUAAGAAAGUUUGCAAUGGAGACCCGAAGAAAAAUAAAGAGCCAAUAAGGAAUAAGCAUUACAUUGAACUAGAAGCCUAAACAUUUAA
This is a messenger RNA of Durio zibethinus, 3360 nucleotides long. RefSeq names its product pentatricopeptide repeat-containing protein At2g33680-like. Gene Ontology annotation, molecular function: protein binding; RNA binding. The record is from RefSeq and is a predicted model, not a curated record. Gene Ontology annotation, biological process: RNA modification. Lineage: Eukaryota; Viridiplantae; Streptophyta; Magnoliopsida; Malvales; Malvaceae.